GCAGGCGCGAGUUUGAGUUGCGGAAGGAGUCGCAGGAGCAGCGCGGAGGGAGAUCCGCAGCCCCGCACCGCACCGCACCGCGCGACAGCCCCCGCCCGCCACAGGCUCGCAGCGCCAUGCAGAGCAUGAUCAACACCGUCAAGGGGACCGCGCUGGGGGUGGCCGAGUUCCUCACACCUGUACUGAAGGAGUCGAAGUUUAAAGAGACUGGAGUAAUUACUCCGGAAGAGUUUGUGGCAGCGGGAGACCAUCUAGUUCAUCACUGCCCCACCUGGCAAUGGGGAACAGGGGAAGAUUCCAAAGUCAAGCCUUACCUGCCCAAGGAGAAGCAGUUUUUGCUGACUAGAAAUGUCCCCUGCUAUAAGAGGUGCAAACAGAUGGAGUACUCUGACGAAUUUGAAGCAGUCAUUGAAGAGGACGAUGGAGAUGGGGGUUGGGUGGAUACAUUUCACAAUCCAGGUGUUGCUGAGUUAACAGACUCGGUAAAAGAAAUCACUUUAGAAAGCAAAGAUAACUCAAAGUGCACAGGGAAGAACCUAGCGGGUGAGGAUGAGAACCAUGAUGAUGAUGAUGAUGAUGAAGAAGCAGCUGAUAUGGAAGCAUAUGAAGAGAGUGGCAUGUUAGAAGAUGGAGAUGAUGCAACUCUGGACACCAGCAAGUUAGCAGAAGAUAACAAACCUAAAGCAGAUGCUGCUGGAGAAGAUGGGAUCCUUCAGACUAGGACCUAUGAUCUUUACAUUACUUACGACAAGUACUAUCAGACUCCAAGACUUUGGUUGUUCGGCUAUGAUGAGCAAAGACAACCUUUGACAGUUGAAGAGAUGUAUGAAGACAUUAGCCAGGACCAUGUCAAAACAGUGACAAUUGAAAAUCAUCCUCACUUGCCUCCACCAUCAAUGUGCUCAGUUCAUCCGUGCAGACAUGCAGAGGUAAUGAAGAAAAUCAUCGAAACAGUUGCAGAAGGCGGAGGUGAACUGGGUGUACAUAUGUACCUUCUUAUUUUUUUGAAGUUUGUUCAAGCAGUCAUUCCAACAAUUGAGUAUGAUUACACGAGACACUUCACCAUGUAACUCGAUGUUUACACAAUCAAAAUGUUCUCAGAAAGCAUUCUGGGUUGAUUAAAUGCUGCUGCCUUUUUUAAUGUUGUCACUCAAUCUACCAGACUGCUGUUUACCCAGGUUAGGAUUCUCUUUUGCAGAUAUUCUGUAAUGAGAUUGGAGAGAAUUAAAAUCUUUGUUUAUGUCCCCAAAGGAAGAGAAAUCACCCGCCACAAUGGUUUGUUUUAUUAUUCAUUUCAUAAACUUUAUAUUUUGGGCUUGUUUCCUGUUCGGCUUUUGAUUAAACAAAUUAAAUCCUUGUUAACUGCUUUUGGAAAAUGCUGUUCCCCAUCAUACUGUGUAUUGAAUGUUCUCUUCUGUUAAAUCUGUUUAUAUUUGCAAAAUAUAAAUAAACUGUAGAAAGCCCA
This is a messenger RNA of Callorhinchus milii (elephant shark), 1465 nucleotides long. RefSeq names its product autophagy related 3 (gene atg3). The record is from RefSeq and is a predicted model, not a curated record. Gene Ontology annotation, biological process: nucleophagy; autophagosome assembly; autophagy of mitochondrion. Gene Ontology annotation, molecular function: Atg8-family ligase activity. Gene Ontology annotation, cellular component: cytoplasmic ubiquitin ligase complex; cytosol. NCBI's taxonomy places the organism in Eukaryota, Metazoa, Chordata, Chondrichthyes, Chimaeriformes, Callorhinchidae.